UCCCCUCCCAAUCACGUGAUUCAGGUGUUCCAAUCCCCUCCCAAUCAUGUGAUUCAGGUGUUCCAAUCCCCUCCCAAUCACAUGAUUCAGGUGUUUCAAUCCCCUCCCAAUCACGUGAUUCAGGUGUUCCAAUCCCCUCCCAAUCAUGUGAUUCAGGUGUUCCAAUCCCCUCCCAAUCACGUGAUUCAGGUGUUCCAAUCCCCUCCCAAUCAUGUGAUUCAGAUGUCCCAAUCCCAUCCAUAUCAUGGGAUUCAGGUGUUACAAUCACCUCCAUAUCAUGUGAUUCAGGUGUUCCAAUCCCCUCCAUAUUAUGUGAUUCAGGUUUUCCAAUCCCCACCAUAUCAUGUCAUUCAGGUGUUUCAAUCCCCUUCCAAUCAUGUGAUUCAGGUGUUCCAAUCCCUUCCCAAUCAUGUGAUUCAGGUGUUCCAAUCCCCUCCCAAUCAUGUGAUUCAGGUGUUUCAAUCCCCUCCCAAUCAUGUGAUUCAGGUGUUCCAAUCCCCUCCCAAUCAUGUGAUUCAGGUGUUUUAAUCCCCUCCCAAUCAU
Staurois parvus is the source of this 543-nucleotide messenger RNA. Lineage: Eukaryota; Metazoa; Chordata; Amphibia; Anura; Ranidae. The record is from the annotation of a GenBank genome assembly.